This is a messenger RNA of Thalassophryne amazonica, 2463 nucleotides long. Its product is annotated as myeloid-associated differentiation marker-like protein 2. Lineage: Eukaryota; Metazoa; Chordata; Actinopteri; Batrachoidiformes; Batrachoididae. Gene Ontology annotation, cellular component: membrane. The transcript has a single exon. The record is from RefSeq and is a predicted model, not a curated record. Bases 723 to 1634 code for a protein of 303 amino acids.
AUUUCAACAGCCACCACUGGAAAUCCGCAGAGUGCCUACUGACACCCGCGAGACAGAGAGAGAGAGAGAGGGCGUGUUUGUGUCAGAAAGACCGAGAGACGAACUCUUACAGAGGCAAAAGCAGCAGGAACAGCAAGAGAAGGAUUGAGGGAUAAGAGCCAAAACACGGAACAAUUCUCAACGACAUUUCAAAGCCUAGAGUGAAGAAAUUACAAGAAGUGAGUCCAGCGAAUUGUGGAAUUUGACUGACAGGAAAACAAACUACUCCACUAAUCCACCUGUUUGCUACCAAGGACAAUUGUUGGAAAACCAGAAUCUGGAUUUGAUGAAUGGACAACGGCUUCAUGGACAAAACCUUCGAGUUACUUUGAACUUUUGAUGUGAUACGCAGGACAAAUGAUGGAGCAAAAACAAUCGUAAGAGCCAACAUAAAUAAUAAGACAAACUGAUUGUGGGCCUCUCCAUCCUAAUAACAAGACUGGAUUAAUUUCGCCCUUUAAAGGACAGUUUCAUUUUACCUAUUUUAUAACAAACUACUGCAUAACCAACCUGAUCCACUGUAAUUACAAAGUAAACACACGGACGAAUUACAGACAUUUGUAAUUAAAGACCAUCAAAAGGCAGCUGAUGAAAGGGUGAAGUUUGCAAAGAAAGACAAGAGUGGGCAGCAUCAAAGCCAAAAAGCAGAGUGUUGACAAUCUGAUCGGGUAAAUCUUCAGAUCAUGGAUCCUCAUGGAGGACACUACCUCAACAAAGCAGCUGUACUGUCACCUUUAGGUGUAACGCGGAUAUGCCAGCUGAUGCUCGGCUGCACUAUAAUGGCCCUUGUAACGCACAGUGCAGACUACAGCGCCACCUAUGGGACCUUCUGCAUGUUUGUGUGGUGCUUCUGCUUUGCUGUCACACUGGUCGUGUUCACGCUGGACAUCACGCGGCUCCACACCUGCAUGCCCAUUUCCUGGGAUAACUUCACGGUGGCCUUCGCCAUGCUGGCGACCCUCAUGUAUAUCACCGCCUCCGUGGUCUACCCCGUUUACUUCCUCCAACCCCACUGUCCUAAGGAGGGAUGUGAAGUUCAAAUCUACCGGAUUGCGGUCACCGUCUGCUCCAGCAUUUGCUGCUUCCCCUACGGAGCGGAGGUGUUUUUAACUCGAGCCAAGCCGGGAGCUGUGGUGGGAUACAUGGCAACUGUAUCCGGGCUGCUCAAGGUGGUUCAGGGUUUUGUGGCCUGCAUCAUUUUCGGGGCACUGGCCAGCGACAGCGAGUACAACCGCUACGUUGCCACACAGUAUUGUGUGGUGGUGUACAGCCUUUGCUUCUCCGUCACUGUGAUAGUGGUCAUACUGACGGUAUCUGGGAGGACUUCUGUGCUGAGAUUUCCCUUUGACCGAUUUGUAGUCAUCUACACUUUCUUCGCUGUAAUCCUAUACCUCAGUACUACACUGGUCUGGCCCAUCUUCAGCUUUGACAAGAAGUACGGCACCACUGCUCGCCCCGAGAACUGUCCACGUGGAAGUUGCCCAUGGGACAGUAAGCUUGUGGUGGCCGUGUUCACCAGCGUUAACUUGAUCCUCUACUUAAUUGAUCUCAUCUACUCGCAGAAGAUUCGCUUUGUCUCAAACUCUGCUGCCUGAAAAACUCUUCUCCCUCAAGAGACACAUUAUUGAACCGUGAGACCACAUCUAACAUUUUUUCCAUCGUCAAGUCUGUUUUUUAAUGGAGUCAUUUCUAUGUAUCCAUAAGUUCAUAGUAUUAAGUCUGCUGUGCUUUAUUACAUGUACUUUCUAUCAGUAUUAGCUAGUUUUGAACCUCUGUGGUCUGCAACAAACUGACAGUUUUGUCCAAUUGUGUACUGACCUACCAAGGAAAGCUCACAGUCAACACAUGAGCUGAUCUCAAUAGCGCUGUCCAGAGAAAAACCUGGAAAAUGCAACACUAUCUGCAAACAAUGGGUUCCUCCUUUCCCAACAUUGUUGGCGGCCUUGAACAACUGAAGGGCCAAUGAAAGCGUAAAAUAAUGUUUAUUUGAUUCGAUUAUUAAUGUUCAUCCACUAUGUUAUUGUCAAAGUUGAAGAAUUUAUUUAAUUGCAUAAACUAUUUAAUAUAUUGAUUGUAUUAUUUGUGAGAUUUUGAAUAAAUUGAAUUCAUUCUCAUAAUAUAUUGAAUAUUUUAAGUAAACAGUUUGCACUGACGACAGUAAGAAACAGCAGAACCUUUGCUGUAAUAUUUCAUCUGCAAAAACAGAAGACUGGCAUUCUUUAAAAAAAAUCAACCAAACAACAACAGAUUUAAUAUCUUAUAUUUGCAAAAAUGAGGACUGAAGUCUUUCCAGUAUGACCAGGCCACUUAGUCUCCAAACAAACCUCAGUAUGUAAAAUAAGCACAUAUAUAUUAUUGAUUUUUUUUCUCAUUCUUUUUGAAGAAAGAUACUUCUUUUACAAUUUAUCUCUUCAUUUUAUUUUG